Pleurotus ostreatus (oyster mushroom) is the source of this 2556-nucleotide messenger RNA. RefSeq names its product Phospholipase C. Lineage: Eukaryota; Fungi; Basidiomycota; Agaricomycetes; Agaricales; Pleurotaceae. Gene Ontology annotation, molecular function: phosphatidylinositol-4,5-bisphosphate phospholipase C activity; calcium ion binding. Gene Ontology annotation, biological process: phosphatidylinositol-mediated signaling; lipid metabolic process. Bases 1 to 2556 code for a protein of 851 amino acids. The record is from RefSeq and is a predicted model, not a curated record. The transcript is spliced from 9 exons.
AUGGCCGAUCCCCAGUCCUCUCCAUUACCAGCGUUCGAUGUCUCGUUGUCAGUCCCGGAACAGUUCAAGACGGGUGUAGUCUUCACCAAGAUCAACUCUGACCGAAAACAGAAGCAAGUCAAGUUCAGGCUUGACGUAGAUCAAGGUCAAAUUCUUUGGGAGUCGAAGAAGUACGGUGCUGUCCUUGUUGAGACGAUAAAGGAAUUUCGGACAGGGUCCAAUGCUGCAUACGACCUCGCACAAUUGGGUCUGCAAUUUUCCGACCUACCUCGGUUCAUCUCUACCAUUUAUAUCAGAAGUGGCUCGUAUAAGACCUUGAAUAUGCUGGCGCCAACUCCCGAGAUACUACGACAAUGGGAGAAUGCCGUACGGGCACUGUAUACCACACGUCGGGAUCUCAUGCGAGGGUUAGAUAAUGUGGAGAUGCGUGAAGCAGUCUGGCAGAAGAUGUACUGGAAGGGUGCCGAUGCGGGAGGCGAUAACAAGUUGGAUUUGAAGGAAGUCGAGAACCUGUGUCUACGUCUCAAUAUUAGUGCACCUCCCACCGUGAUCAAGAAGCUUUUCGAUGAAGCCGAUAGUCAGCGAACAGGAUUUCUCGACUUCGAAUCUUUUAAACAGUUCGUCAAGUCGAUAAAACGGCGACCAGAGAUCGACGCCCUGUACGCUCGGAUAUGCGACGGAAGUCCCAGCAAGAUAUUUGAUUUUCAGGCCUUUGAGAUGUUCAUGAAGGGGCAACAACAGUCCGACUGUUCUGCGGACACCUUAAAAGCCAUCUUCGCUAAGUACGCCACGCAACCUGUUGAAGGCCAAGUACCGGUCCUUUCCACGACGGCCUUCACCACCUUCUUACUUUCAUCGGACAACGCCGUGACAGCAUCAGCAUCCGGCUCCCAUCAAGUCACCCAGAAUAUGUCGCAUCCCCUCUCGCACUACUACAUAUCCUCCUCGCAUAACACAUACUUGAUUGGCCACCAAUUGAUCGGCGAAAGCACCGUCGAAGGUUACAUCCGGGCCCUUUUAGCUGGGUGUCGUAGCGUUGAACUUGAUAUAUGGGACGGUGGCGACAAUGAGGAACCUGUCAUCAAACACGGGAAUACCCUCACGUCAGACAUCCCCCUUCGCGACAUUUGCGAUGCCAUCAACCGUUACGCUUUCGUCGCCUCCCCUUAUCCUGUCAUCAUCUCAGCCGAAGUCCAUUUGGGCCUCGAGAGCCAAGACAAAAUGGUGCAAGUGCUAAAGGAAUGCUUCGGGGAUCGGUUGGUCCACGACGAGGACCUCCUUCAGGAUGGAAAGCCCAAGAAGAAGAUAGACGCGCUUCCAAGUGUCGAGAGCCUAAAAGAGAAGUUCCUUCUAAAGGCUAAGAACCUCUACGUCAUUGAUAGUGCUGCUACAGCCUCACUCGCCACUAGCACUCCCCCCGCGACCAUCGAAGUUGAAGAGCCCUCAGACACCUCUGAUUCCGAGGCUGAGGCCACCUCGAAGGUAGCCAAAGUCCGUGGCGAACUCAAAUCAUUUGGAAACAAACUACGCGCCACAUUCGGGUCUAAGAAAGGAAGCCGUCCAACAACCCCUUCGAAUGACCAGCGUCCUCCAAAGCCGAAGAUGUCCAUCAAGUUGGCGUCGUUGAUAGUAUACACCGUCGGAGUCAAAUGCCGUGGUCUGCCACCGGCUACCCCGACUGACGGGGUCCAAAGCGAGAAUGCGCCGCACUACGAACCCGAGCAUAUCUUCUCGUUGUCGGAGAACAAGGCUAAGAGGAUGAUCAAAGACGAUAUGCUUUCCGUGAUCAAGCAUUGUCAGAACCACCUAGUCAGGGUAUAUCCCAAGGGCCUUCGCGUGAACUCAACCAACUACGAGCCACACGAGUUCUGGGCGGCUGGGGCGCAAGUGGUUGCUCUAAAUUGGCAGACGACUGAUUUCGGAUAUCUGAUCAAUCAGGCCAUGUUCCAAGAAAACGGACGGUGUGGCUAUAUUCUGAAGCCGCCUGCGCUCACGGAUUUCAACACUAAGCUGUUGACACAGCGGACAAUGCACUUCUUCGACGUAACGAUCAUCUCAGCUCAACAACUUCCAACCCCCAAGCGAUCCACGAAGAGCGAGCUCCUUAAGAAGAACCCAUACGUCGAUCCUCUGGUUGAAGUAUCUCUCCAUGUUCCUGAUUGGAGUUCCACACCGUUCAUCCCGACGGAAUCAAAGGCUGCAUAUUCGCCCUCGCAUAAGGCAACGACGACAGAACCUACAUCCUCCCGUAAAGUGUCGUUCAAGACUUCCAUCGUCAAGGACAACGGCUUCAAUCCGGUUUGGCAGGAGGAAAUAUGUUUGCCGUUUGAUUGUCUAGGUGGCCGAGAGAGCGGGAUGAUGGAUCUGGUGUUCGUGAAGUUCGUGGUAUGGCAAAAGGGGAAGGACGACGAUGGGGAUGAACCGCUAGCAGUGUACUGCGCUCCUUUGGGAUGUCUGAAAUCAGGUUUCCGGCACCUGCCUUUGCACGACUCGCAGGGCUCACAGCAUUUGUUUUCUACUCUUUUCGUGGAGAUUGGGAUCCGUGAUGUUGCUUGA